Oldenlandia corymbosa var. corymbosa is the source of this 1803-nucleotide messenger RNA. The record is from the annotation of a GenBank genome assembly. NCBI's taxonomy places the organism in Eukaryota, Viridiplantae, Streptophyta, Magnoliopsida, Gentianales, Rubiaceae.
AUUUAGUACUCUUAACUCCUACUCUAGAGUCAAGCCAUGAAAGAACUGUGUCACGUAUGACUCUAGUUCCAGAAUUAUCAAUUAACUAAACGGCAAAUGUCUAAAAAUGCUUUUGGAUUUUAUUGAUCAUUUUUAUACUUAAAAUAGCCUCCAUUCAGCCACCCCUCUAUGGCUAUAAAAAAGAGUCACCAAGGACCAGAUAAUCACACCCCAUUUCUUCAAGAAAUCAAAACAAAACAACCCAACACUUUCCAUAACAAAAAUAUACUGCCUCCAAACUCUUUUCUCCUAGCUCUUAGAAACAUCAAAAAAGAAAAAAAAUGGUAGCCCAAAAGUCCAUCUCCAAGUCCAUGAAUGCCAAAAUUCUUGGUUCAGGGAAACAAACCAUAGUCUUAGCUCAUGGAUAUGGUGGGGAUAACUCCGUUUGGGACAACGUGAUAAACCCUUUAUCCGAGCUUUACCAAGUCCUGGUGUUUGACUGGAGUUUCUCAGGAGUUGUGAAAGAUCUGGACCUUUUCGACGCCGUUAAGUAUUCUUCGUAUGAUGCUUUUGCAGAUGACUUGAUUGAUUUGCUGGAAGAGAUGAACUUGAAGUCAUCGGUUUUUGUCGGGCACUCCAUGUCCGGCAUGAUUGGAUGCAUUGCUUCCGUGAAAAGGCCUGACCUUUUCACCAGGCUUGUGCUCGUUGCAUCUUCUCCAAGGUUUAUUAACACGGAUGAGUACGAAGGAGGUUUCGAGAUCCCCCAAGUAGAACAGCUCUUCGCAAGCAUCGAAUCCAACUACGACCAAUGGGCUCCUAGCUUCGCCUCCAUUGUUGUGGACAAAAAUGACCCUCUGUCGGUUGAGAAAUUCGCCGGAUCGUUGACCAGGAUGGGAGUCAAAACGGCACUUCCCUUGGCCAAAUCCGUCUUUCUUAGUGACCAUCGAGAUGUCCUCGAGCAAGUCACAACUCCGUGUACCAUAAUUCAAUCUGUUAACGAUGUUGUUGUCCCAAAUUCCGUCCCACUUUUCAUGCAGAAGAAGAUCAAAGGUAAAUGCAACGUGGAAGUUAUCGAUAUCGAAGGCCAUUUCCCUCAGCUUACUGCUCCUAAGCAAUUCCUAGAAGUCAUUGAUAAAGCCAUGAUUGAUUCUCUCUAGUCAAUUAAGGAGUUAUUAUGGUGAUCUUCGUUUAUUUUUAGAAAUUAAGCCACGUAGAAACCUAGGAAGGGCAAUAUAUAUACUUACGUUGGAUAGUAGUUGUGUAAUGAAUAAUAUGCGCGCCGAGAUAUCUAUGGGAAGGUUUAUCCACCUUGAUCAAUGCCUUAAGAAUGAUCCAGUUGAGAUUUUGUUUUAAAGGGUUUUUAGACAGAAAACCUAUUUGGAUGUCGGAGAAAAUAGAGGGUUGAUUCUGUCAUCGAAGAUGAUGUAACAUAUUGUACUUGGUUGGGUCGACAUAUUCCAUGGUAUCAUGGAAUUUGGAAGAAGCACUUAGCUGGGUAGUGUGUGGUUUUGGUAGUGUUCUUUUUUUUUUUUUUUUUCCGAGUGAGUCAUCACGAACGUUGUGUGUCGAGUGUGUUUUUAAAAUGUUCGGAUUGAACUCUUAUUGUAAAUUAUUGCUACUACUCCUAAUAGCAUUGCACUAUGAUUAGUGGAGUAUUUAUUGAUUUGAAAAUUGUCCUUAUCAGUACUUAAUCAAUUAAUUAUAUCGUUAUCAGAGGCCAAAAAGCUAGUUUUGUUUUUUAGACGCCAAGUGGUUGUUGAUUUCGAUCCCCAAAAGUCAAAAGUCCUUAUCUUGAGGCCAGAAAUUAUAAUAAUGAAAUGGGAG